Molecule: messenger RNA, 417 nt
Organism: Clunio marinus
Lineage: Eukaryota; Metazoa; Arthropoda; Insecta; Diptera; Chironomidae
Source: the annotation of a GenBank genome assembly
AUGAAGUUUCAAAACUUGAAAUCAUGGUUAGGCACGAGCCUUAAACAUUUGAAAGCAGUUAAAACAGUAUUUAACUGCAAGGGAGACAUAUUGAAGAAUUUUGGCGCACAAAAGACGCAAGCUGUUAAGAGUCUCGAGAGUAAUUUCUUGAGUGCUUCUGAAGCAUUUGAAAGUCGAUUUGGUAAAUCUUGGGAAGACAAACUACUUUUAGUAUUAGAUAACUUCAGCUCUUGUCAAGAGAUUUACUUUUAUUAUCAACUUAAGAGUCGUUUGAAAACUAUACAACAAAAAGUUUUAAAAUGCUGCUUCGUGUUUAAAUUCUUGAUAGCUUUAACCAAAUAUCUAAACAUUUCACAACUGUUUCUGAGGUUUCGCGUUCGUUCAUGUUUGAAAAUUAAGAAUUCAAUGCCAGCAUAA